Cercopithifilaria johnstoni is the source of this 1185-nucleotide messenger RNA. The record is from the annotation of a GenBank genome assembly. Lineage: Eukaryota; Metazoa; Nematoda; Chromadorea; Rhabditida; Onchocercidae.
AUGCCAAUAGACAAAACACCGUUGUUUCGCGCUCGAGUAAAAAUGCUACGAACGCAGGAAGCAGCGCAAUUAAAGCGAAGUGAAAUGCAAAAGCAACAACAACAAACCGAAAAUUCUCUUGACAGCUUCGAGCAAAUAAUUCAUCCAGAAAAACCGAACCCUUCAAAUCUCAAUUUUUUGUCAUGUACAGUUGAAGCUCAAAGAAUUCGUCGAAAAUUAAUCACCCUUCGAAAUAUGGUUGUCAGUGAAAGGAAGAAUUAUAUUUCCGAUAUUGGUCAUUCCAGACGACUAAUAGCAUCAUAUACAGAUAGUAUGAGUGAUUUUGAACGAGACGAAUUAGAUGCAAAAAUUGAAGAAAUGAUACGGAAUUGCAUAAAAUCGAUACAAGCCUUGCAACAUAAAAUCAACAGUAGCAAUUUACGAGCCCCUGAUGAAGGUCCGCAUUUGUUCGAGGUUUUGCGAAUGCUUGGUAAGCAUCUCAAUGCAACGACUAAAAUUGUUGCUGAAAUGCGAGCUUUGCGAACAAAGAAGAUAAGCAAUAUGCGACGAACGUGCAGGCUGGCGACACUGGCACAAUUAUACAGCAUGAAGAGACAUAAAACGCUGACGCAACCGUCGGCUAAUGAAAAUUCGACUGAAACCAUAUCACUGAAGUCCAAUAUCUCGUCAAUUUCAGACUCAAUGCUUAGUGAUGCCAUCAUUUUUGGUAAAGAUGGUUUGAGGAAGAGGAUUCUUCAGAAUACGGAUAUCAAAGAAGAUGGAAUCAGAAAGUCGGAGCAUGAUGGAUGGUCUGAUGUGCAAAUAUUUGAUUUCCAAGAAGUUGAACAAGCAGAUGAUGUAGAUUCACUUAAUAACUUAGAUGACGAUGAACGUACCCAGCUUGUGAUUGAAAAUGGGCGAUUGUAUUCUCAGUCACUUCAAGUGGAUAAUGAUAUUCAAAAGGUGGAAAAGCAGAUGGCGGAGUUAUAUCAGUUGCAAGAGACAUUUGCCGAAAAGGUUUCGGAACAGGAAAAAGAUAUAAAUGUUGUAAAUGAAACAACAUUGCUGACAGUUGAGAAUAUUCGAGUUGGAAACGAACAGAUUCGUCAAGCAAUCCAGAACAUGGCAUCUAGACGCGUGAUUCUUCUAUUUUGUAUUAUUGUUCUUACAUUUACAUUACUUUUCUUAGACUGGUAUAAUCCCUAA